AACUGAUAACGCUUCUGAGGACUCCUCAGUGCUAUAAUUGGCGAGAGAAUCGCCGAAGAAAGUCAGUUGUGGGAAGAAUUUCUUCCCAAGAAUAUCGUUUUCCUUGCAGAAAUUGAACAAUUUGAAAUUCGCUAUGAAAUUUUUUGCCUUUAUUGUGCUCGGAUUGGCUUUGCUGGAGCUCUCGUCAGCCCGGCGGUAUGAACGGUGUGAAUUAGCACGAGAAUUGGCCGCUUAUGGCUUCCCACAUUCUCAACUUCCCGACUGGAUUUGUUUGGUUGAGAAUGAAAGUUAUUUCGAUACGUACGCUGUAAGUCCCAAAAAUACUGAUGGCUCAAGGGAUUGGGGACUGUUUCAAAUUAACGAUCGUUACUGGUGCAGAGGAAGCUAUCCUAAUGGGAAGAACAUGUGUGGCUUUAACUGCCAAACUAUUCUAUAUACUGAUCUUGGCUACCAAAUUGACUGCAUUAAGAAAAUCUUCAAAAUUCACGGCUUUGAAGCUUGGAAUGGGUGGAAGACUAAAUGCCGUGGAAAAAAUCUUCCCAGCUUGGAUUAUUGCUUCAGGCCUUAAUUCAGACCGAAGUACGAUAACUUCCUGGAACUCCUCAUGCUUAAAAAUUAGUAUUGGAGGUUUGUUCUUAAAUCUUUCAAUAAAAACUUUUUUUCAAAUAGAAAAUUAUUUGCUGAAAAAUAAAAUGUUUUCUUUCUCAAUUGGAUUACCAAAAAAGAUAUUUUGUGAGUGUACUGCUUGUACUAAAUCGGCAUGCAAUGGAAUGGAGUUAACUAUUUAAAAAAAUA
Lutzomyia longipalpis is the source of this 795-nucleotide messenger RNA. RefSeq names its product lysozyme-like. Bases 134 to 568 code for a protein of 144 amino acids. NCBI's taxonomy places the organism in Eukaryota, Metazoa, Arthropoda, Insecta, Diptera, Psychodidae. The record is from RefSeq and is a predicted model, not a curated record. Gene Ontology annotation, molecular function: lysozyme activity. The transcript has 3 exons.